Molecule: messenger RNA, 4130 nt
Organism: Myxocyprinus asiaticus (Chinese sucker)
Lineage: Eukaryota; Metazoa; Chordata; Actinopteri; Cypriniformes; Catostomidae
Gene: perm1b
Product: PPARGC1 and ESRR induced regulator, muscle 1
Exons: 3
Coding region: 1193-4072 (959 amino acids)
Biological process (GO): response to muscle activity; regulation of DNA-templated transcription
Cellular component (GO): cytoplasm; nucleus
Source: RefSeq, a predicted model, not a curated record
AGAUUCUUUAUUGCCAUGAUUUUCCCAGAAAAUUACACUGAGUCACCUUCCUUUAAAUUGUAAUGAAAGGAAAAAAUAACAAAAGAGAGCAUAGUUUAAUGCAGUUAUUGCAGCACCCAGAAUGUUUGUAAGGACACACCCCACAAGCUAGAUAAGAUAAGACUAUUUCUUAUUAAUGGUCGUAAAUCAUGAUCUUAAUUGUAGGUAUCAAGUGACAAAUCCAGGUCAUAAAAUUAGGGCCAUGCAAAUAUUUGCAAAAGGCACAACAACACUAAGACAAAAGGAGAGCAUGCUGGUAUGUUUUGUGGGUCUGGCUGUUGCUACUGCCAGACAUGUUUUAAGUCCACAAAUCACUCUCUAGUGAGUUGUUGUGAAUAUGUACUCUGGGUACAGUCUGCUCUGGAGUCAGCUUACAGGAUGAUUCCCAAAGUGGCAUUGGAGACAUUUUGGGUGCAUUCUAGUUAUAAGAAGCAUCAAGUUAUAAGAAGAUUACAGAGUAUUGUUUUAAAAGGUUUUAUUUGCAUUAAUUAGAGACAGAAGGAUGUUUCCCUUUUUGUUUAUUUGUUGAAAAUGUAUUUGGUUUCCAAGACCACAUAUUUGGGAGGGGGGGGAUAUUUGAAUAACCCAUAAAAAAAAAAAAUAAUAAUAAUAAUCUAUAGAGAUCUUGUUUUUUUAAUAGGAGAAUGGCGCUAUUUGUCACACUUUUUUACUCCAGUGAAUAUUUCUUAGGGUGGGUUUAUUUUUGCAAGUCAGUUUCUGUAUUGAAACACACAUUUGUACAAGUGAUCUUUUGACUUAGAAUCUUAUUGUUACUAACACAACCUUUCACUUGAGUUUCACUCAACCAUUUAAUAACAAACUAGAUUUGUAGGCAAUUUGACAUUUGUGUGCCACCAUGAUUUUAUAGUUGGCCAGGCAACUUUCCCAAUAUUUUCAAAGGUGUUCGGAAUUGUUUCAAGUUUGUUGAUAGGGUGUUCUAGCAGUUGCUAAUGUGUUGCUAUGGUGUUUUUUUUUUCUUUUAAAACCUUUGUCUAUUACUUUCAAAAGUGAUUAUGCGCCCAGUAUUUACUCUCCACCUAAAUAUUCCAAAAGAAGCAAUGUAAGGUGUACAAAACAAAUUAAUCGAUAAUUCUAAAUAAUAGAUAUUCUAUUUUUUUCAGAUGUUAGAACAAAGCGUAUAAGCCCAGCUGAAAUGGAUGACUUUGACCACAGCAUGCUAAUAGCCGAGCAGGACUGGGACUGUUUCUGUACAGUGAGUGAGGAAUGCUCUGUACAGCAGGCCAAGCUUGCAGUCUUGGAUGACUCUGGCCUAAGUGACAAUGACGAUGACAAAACAUCCAUCCAUGUGUCAUCUCCUUCCACAAAGGCAAGCUCUGAACCUCUCUAUAAAAAAGAUAGCAGUGCAGAAGGACAGACGCAGUGCAAAACACAAGAAAUAGGUCAAUUAGAGAAUUCAGAGUUUACAGAAUGCAAUGCCAAGACUGCUGGACAGGCUUGUGAUAUCAGAUUGAAUGACCAGGGAGCCUCUUAUGAAUGUUUGGAAUUAGAUCACAACAAAACUAAUGAAGACAGCAACUCCUCUGACCAGACAGACUUAGAUGUAGGGAUUUUAAGAGGAAAUGGCGAGAGUCAGGGUGAGAAUAGAUCAAGCCAAGCCAUCAUCAAGUUAGUCUCGGAAAUGUCUUCACCAUUUACCCAGGAUAUAGGGCAUGGAAACAGCACAGAUGGUACAGAAACAGGAACUGAGGUGACAGACAGUUCAUCAGUGCCAACAAAAGAGAAGGAACGUUGGUUUGUGACUGUGAAUGACAGCCCAGUUCGCCUGAGAGAAAAGGCUGGCACUUCCGGGCAAAAAAAAAGAAGAAAAAAAAAAUCUUCUAAAAAUGUGAGUCAGCAUAGUGGUGUUAUAAUAGAGAAUCAUGCUUCCUUAAAUAACAAUACAGAGGCAGAUAUCAAAAUAAUUGAAAGACAAACAAUACAGGUCAAAUUUGAACAACCUCCCAAAUGUGCAUCUGAAGAAAACAAUGCUCACAAUGAAAAUUCUUCCUCUCACUUGCCCAAUAUUCAUGAUGUACUUCAUAAUCAAGAUAUAAAAUGUGAAUCACCUGCUGGAUCAUCUGAUGAUGAAUGGGAAAAUAUAAGCUAUGCCAUACAUUUAAAAAAAGAAAGCACAACAGAUAUUCCAGAAGCAAAAUUAGAAAGUAAUCCUCCCUCUAUAAAUUCAUCGUCACUUUUAACUCCUAAACAGAUCCCACAGUCAGUAUUUAAGAAUGUUGAUGGCCCUUUGCCACAAAUAUGGAAUCAUGAAAGGACAGCUUUCAACUAUGAAUGUCAACCAACAAUUGAUCAUUUAAGCCACUUUAAUGACACAGGGGAGGGAAGUCCCAGAUUUAUUCUGGGUGCCUCCACUCCAACUGCUCCUUCAGACACUGAAGAAGAAAGAAAAGAACUGCAAGAACUUUUUAGACAGUCUAUGGAUAAUGUAAAAGAGUCCUUAACUCCCCAAGAGAUACAUUGUCUACAAUCCUCCAGUAACAGUGCAAAGACUCUAGAAGCAGCAGUAGGUCCAACUCGACCCAUAUAUGCCAUUUCCUCGUUUUGGGAUGAAAUGGAAAAAUUUACGAUAAAUGAUAUUUUGCAGCUUAGAACAGGAAAUAACAGCUCUCCAUUGAGAGAAAGCAUUAUUCAAGGGGAAUGCAGCCCUAUAGAAACUGCUGAUGCCCAUCUUCAAGACAGGGGUGAGGUUGAUUCUAAAGAUGAGAGCGUAGAAGAUAGUGGCCUGGUAGAUGACGCUGCAGAUUCGGACUAUUUCACACAUGUCGAUGACUCUAGACCAGACCGAUCGAGUUGUGAAUUCUCAACUUUUUCGGAUUUUGAUGAAGAGUUUCUAAACCUUUUCCAUACAAGUGCAAACCCUAGUCCUGAGCCCCUUGACAGCCAAGAGCAAACUCAAAAUUUCCUUGGGUCUACAUCUGGAAAAGACCUCCUACAAGAAGGUCCAGAACAAACUAAGUCAAGCUAUCAAAGUGAAUCCGAGGAGAUUGCAAGUCUAUGUCCUCCUGAGAGUGAACUUCAACCCUACAUGUAUUCGGAAGCACAGAUGCAAGAGAUGCUUCUUACAACCAGUGAUCAAGACAACACCAUGAGUACCUUUCUAUUGGAUCACUGUAACAUGAGGAGAUCAACACCUUCUCCAGUUUUAUCUAUUUCUGAUAUUCUAGAAGACCAGUGUUUGCUGUCCUUGUUUGAAAUUUUGAGGAAUGACACUCAAUUAGAGCAACGCCAGGAGAGAAGUCCAGGCAGAAGCACCUCUGUCGUUUCACUUCCAUUUGCACAGAACUUGUCUGUGCCUGAGACAUAUGAUUAUUUGUUGUCAGACUUUGAGGUUGAUGUUCUCUUUACUUCAGAGCAAAGUACGACGAAAAGUGAGAAAAAGAUGGUUCCUAUAUAUUCCUCCUCUCACUCUGUGGUCAGAGACCUAGUGUUUCCAGAGGUGGAAGAGGUGAAACAUUCAGACAGUGAAAAAAAGAGUGCCCAAAUCCGAAAUCAGCAAACAAGGUAUGCAAGCCCCUCUGGAACACCAAACCUGUGCUAUAUUACAAGCCAUAGUAACCAAAGAACAUGGAGAAACCUUUCCUUAAGACGAAUCAAAUUGUCUUUCAUGGAAAAGACCUGGUGUAGAAUGGCCACCUCAUGUGUUUUUCCUAAGACUACAACAGCUGACAAAGCCAUUACAGCAAAUUGUGGAACCAGAAUAACCUCAAAUUCUUCUGUAGCUCAUUCAAAUUUUCCAAUGCUUCUCCUUGAGAACCAGGCCUUGGGACGAUUGACAGAUCAGCAGAUACAUGUAGGGGCAACUCUCUCAGGCCCAGACAGAGAUUGCUUCUUUUUUUCCUUGAAGCAAGCAGACAUGUGCCUUGUUUGCAUUGCUUUUGCAUCAUGGGUACUAAAAUCAACCAACCUACAAUCCGCAGACAUGUGGAAAGCAGCUCUUCUGGCAAAUGUGAGCGCAAUAUCUGCUAUCCAGUACUUGCGGCGAUACGUAAAAGAGGUAACAGAGGAUGAACCAUAAAAAUCUAGUAUUAUUUUGGAGUAUUUCUCACAAAGGGGCCAGUGUACAGGAACGGGAU